AUGCCCCUAGAUAGAUUGGUGUACAGUAAACUUUUGGAGAUUUUGGAAUUGUCUGAGAGAGGUGACACUGAAACCCAGAAGUACGUUCACGAAAAUCUGGCCAUUUUUGAGCAGAACAGAAAGGAUGUAAGUCUUUAUUAUUUGGAGGCGUCCCUGGGUGCAAACUCGUUUCAUUCAAAACAGAUGGCGCUCCUCCUGCUCAAAAAAAGCAUACUUCAAAGCUGGAACCAGACGGAACUGGGAAUACAGAACCUCAUCAAAAGUGAAAUAAUCAAGAUCGUCAACCUGAAGGAGCCGCAGCUGCGGAACGUCGUAGCCUCGUGCUACGUAACAAUAUUCAACGUCGAAGGUUACCAGAAUUGGCCAUACGGAAUCGAAAACCUUCUGGGCAUCAUAUCGAACUACAACGAUGAUUUCGUAGUUGAAACGGCAACAGUGACGCUCAUAAUGAUCCUGGAGGACUCUCUGGCGCCAGGAUAUCCAAUGUCUCCUCCAUACUUAAAUUAUCUGAAGAGCACGUUCGUAACAAAUUUGUUUCAAGUGGCCGCAAAAUCAGAUGGCGCCACUGAACUUGUGUCCAGAAUUAUGCUGGUGCUACUGGACUCCAAUUUAAUUUUGGAAUACCUGGUGGGUGAAAUGUUUAACCCAUUUUGGAAUCUACUCGGAAGAAUGGCGACUCAAGACAACUACAACGUGAAGAAGUGUGUGUUGAAGGGGAUGCUCAAGGUCUGGGACUUCGCGCCGCUGUCGAUUCUGCAGUCGAGCGAAGCAAUAUUUCCCUUUAUAACAAAACUGUGUUCCGAUGACGCCUACACAAUACAGAUAGACGCAUUGGAUUUCUACACUCACAUCUUGCAAUCGCAGUUGUAUCCCAUCGGUAAUCAUAGUUCAGUAGAUGAGAUUAGAAACAUGCUCCUUACGAAGAUGAACAAGGAGUUCCCAAUGCUGCUUAAAAUACUGGUGGACAACACGAGGUACUCCUCCUGGGACUACAUGUCGAUGGACCGGACGCACCUGGAGGACGAUAACGCGAACAUACCGGAUGAUAUGCAGGACGUGCCAAUAAAGACGAGAGAGGACGAGGACACGAACACGUGGGGAAACACGUGGACGGUGAGGAAAGGAAGCGCGCUGCUGCUGGACACAAUAUCUCAGCUAUACGGACACAACAACAGCCACGUCAUCAAGGUGCUGCUGGGGUACAUCCAGGAGAAGCUGGACAGCAGCGACUGGGAGCUGAAGGAAAGCGGAGUGCUGACGCUGGGAGCAAUCUCGAAGGGCUCGCUCUACUCGCUCUUCCCGUACCUGCCGAAGGUGGUCGACUACCUGAUCCAGGUGGCGAGAGACAGGAAGCCACUGCUGAGAAUCAUCUCAUGCUGGUGCCUCUCGCGCUUCGUGGAGUGGAUCGUCAUGCCGGAAAACAGCAGAAACUACCUGGAGAGGAGCCUCAUGACCAUCCUGGAGUGCAUGCUGGAUCGCAACAAGAGGGUGCAGGAGUCAGCCUGCUCCUCAUUCACGUCCUUCGAGGAAACAGGAGCGACGCAACUCGCGCCGUACGUGGGAAGGAUCAUGCAGGUGCUCAUCAAGUGCCUGGGAGUAUACCAGGCGAGGAACUUCAUGAUACUCUACGACGUCAUCGGCACUCUCUACCAGAACGUGGGCGAGCAUGUGGCGGCGGACGCAAACCACCUGGUGCUCGUCGACCUUCUGCUGAAGAAAAUGGAGUCCACGCCGACGAGCGAGACGCAGUUCGUGCCGCUCGUGGAGUCGCUGAGCAGCGUCGUCACGAACCUGGGGAACAGGCUGCCGGUGGUCUUCGUGGAGAAGCUCACGAAGGCCUCGGUGCUCUCGCUCUACCAGCUGCUGAGCGACGACGUGGAGAUGAACAACCAGGUCGUGGAGGUGCUCUCGGACAACAUCUCAGUGCUCAUCACCUCGAGCUCAACCUUCGAGGGCGCACCGGAGUGCCGCGGAGGCUACGACAUGACCAGCGUCGUGCUCUCGGUCCUCAACAGCCUCAAGGUGACCAACAACGUCGACAUCGUGCGCGUCAUCACGGAGCUGUGCGACUACAAGAUCAUCAACGUGCUGCAGUCAUGCAUCGCGCUGCUGGGCGACCUGUGCAACAACAAGGUCCCGCUGACGGAGCAGGCGCUCGCGAUGCUCGUCGCCACCGUGCAGUACUACCUGGGCGGCGGCAGCCACGGCGCGAGCAUCAACAGCACUGCGACGACGAGCCUGGAGACGAGCCGCUACAACAGCAUCCAGUCGACCUACCACGCGGAGCAGGGCGAGCCCGAGGACUACUUCGGCGUCCUCAACAACUGCAUCUGGGUCUUCGGCGUCGUCUGCGACCACCAGGUCGCGCUCUACAGCGGCGCCAACCUCGACGCCGUCUUCAUGCUCGUCGUGCGCAUCUUCAACCUCUGCGCGAGCAACCUCUGCGUGCUGCAGAACUGCUCCGUCACCGUCGGCAAGUUCGCCGUGCACUUCCCCAACAUCGCACUCAGGUACCUCAACGCGUUCCUGAACCCGCUCUGCCAGCACCUGAUUUACUCCAAGAACGACAGCGAGAAGCUGCGGACCGUCAUGGCCGUCUCGAACGUGUUUCUGCUUUACCUUCAGCAGACUCCGCAGAUUGACCACAGCGGCGGCCUCGUGUCGAGUCCGAACACGAUCCGUCUCGGCGUCGAGGAGAUUGACUGCUGCAACGUCGUGCUUCUGUUCCGCCUUUACACUUCCAUCACCAAGGGCUCCAUGGACACCUUCGGCGACUCCUUCGGCUCCAACUCCGAGCUUCUCAAGGUUGCUGCCAGCGUCAUUAAAUCGCUCGUCAAGCUCUACCCCAAGUUGCAGGACUUCAUCGACAUGGUGACGAAGCAGGAGAUUCAGCAGCUUCUUCAGUAUUCUUAA
Theileria orientalis strain Shintoku is the source of this 2913-nucleotide messenger RNA. Its product is annotated as importin beta/transportin. Gene Ontology annotation, molecular function: small GTPase binding; nuclear import signal receptor activity. The record is from RefSeq and is a predicted model, not a curated record. Gene Ontology annotation, biological process: protein import into nucleus. NCBI's taxonomy places the organism in Eukaryota, Apicomplexa, Aconoidasida, Piroplasmida, Theileriidae. Gene Ontology annotation, cellular component: cytoplasm; nucleus. The transcript is spliced from 2 exons. Bases 1 to 2913 code for a protein of 970 amino acids.